Messenger RNA from Panicum hallii, 848 nucleotides. Its product is annotated as mitochondrial pyruvate carrier 1-like. Gene Ontology annotation, cellular component: mitochondrial inner membrane. Bases 234 to 557 code for a protein of 107 amino acids. NCBI's taxonomy places the organism in Eukaryota, Viridiplantae, Streptophyta, Magnoliopsida, Poales, Poaceae. The record is from RefSeq and is a predicted model, not a curated record. The transcript has 5 exons. Gene Ontology annotation, biological process: pyruvate import into mitochondria.
AUUCAAACUUUUCGAAAUUAAAAUUUGUCUAAGAAGAAUCCUCGACCGUCGGCUGCGAAGAUAGCGUCGGGGCCCCACACAUCCAGAAUACCCAAAUACUCCCCAUCCUCCAACCACUCGUCGACUCCACCAAAUCCUCUGCUUCCCCCCGUUCUCCACCGAAUUCCUCGCCCUCGCUCGUCGGCGAAAGCUGCACCAGGUGAUUCCAGCUGCCGCGGGGAGCGGAUUCCGCCAUGGCGACGGCGCUCAAGUCGUUCCUGAACAGCCCCGUCGGCCCCAAGACCAGCCACUUCUGGGGCCCUGUCGCCAACUGGGGCUUCGUCAUCGCGGGUUUGGUUGACAUGAACAAGCCUGCUGAAAUGAUAUCGGGCAAUAUGACAGGAGCAAUGUGUGUGUAUUCUGGACUCUUCAUGAGGUUUGCAUGGAUGGUACAACCGCGAAAUUACUUGCUUCUAGCAUGCCAUGCUUCUAAUGAAAGCGUUCAGCUGUAUCAGUUAUCUCGUUGGGCUAGGGUUCAGGGGUACCUGGGGAAGAAAGAGCCGGAGGCCCAGCAGUAAAGAUGGAAUGGAAUGCUGCCGUCACUUGUUCAAAAAGGAAUUUUUUUUUUGAAAAGCAUCAAUAAGGAAAUUUUGUUUGUGAAGCAGUGUAGAUAUUGUUCAUUCUGUGACCAUGAAGUUUCUGCAUGCUGCACAAAAUACCGUGGAAAUUUCAAUGAUACCUUGUUGCUUCAUUACAAGAAGUUUUCAUUUGUGUUACUUUGCUGCACAUCUGUAGGAAGGCCUGACCUUUUUCAACGCGGGAUUGCAGUCUAUUGAUAACUUUUUAUUAUUUGGCACUAUUCGGCUUAA